UUGAUAAGCAAUUCAUUUUCUAUAUAAACUCGACUCCUCCGGCCCCUUCAACAAACAGUCCACCACUUCCUUCCCUUUUUCUUUUCCCUUUCUCUUGAGAGCACACAAGCCAUCUCCUUCAAACAUGGCAACCAUGGCGACGGCCAUCUUCACCCUUCUCUUCCUCUUCUUUGCUUCAUCAUCGGCCUCCGAUAUGUCCAUCAUCGGCUACAACAACCACCACGACCAACCAGCCUGGCGGAGCGACGCCGAGGUGAUGGGCAUCUACAACUCGUGGCUGGCCAAGCACGGGAAAGCCUACAACGACCUGGGAGAGCACGAGCGGAGGUUCGAGAUCUUCAAGGAUAAUCUGAGGUUCAUCGACGACCACAACGCCCAAAACCGCACAUACAAGACUGGGUUGAACAGAUUUGCUGAUUUGAGCAACGAGGAGUACCGCGCCAUCUACUUGGGCACCAGGACUGACCCUAAGCGGAGGGUCAUGAAGUCCAAGAACCCCAGCCGCCGCUACGCUUUCAGGGCCGGCGAGAAGUUGCCGUUGACCGUCGAUUGGAGGACGACCGGUGCUGUUAAUCCGAUCAAGGAUCAAGGAAGUUGUGGAAGUUGCUGGGCAUUCUCAACGGUGGCGGCAGUGGAAGGCGUAAACAAAAUAGUGACAGGCGAGCUAAUCUCUCUAUCGGAACAAGAACUUGUGGACUGUGACAGAGACUACAACGCCGGCUGCAAUGGAGGUCUCAUGGACUACGCCUUCCAGUUCAUCAUCGACAACGGAGGCAUGGACUCUGAAUCAGACUACCCUUAUCUAGGCGUUGACACCAAAUGCGACACCGUUAGGAAGAAUGCUAAGGUUGUCAGCAUUGAUAGUUACGAGGAUGUUCCUGCCUUCGAUGAGAACGCUUUGAAGAAGGCUGUGGCACAUCAGCCCGUGAGUGUUGCUAUUGAAGCCGGCGGCAGGGCUCUGCAGCUCUACGACUCAGGUGUCUUCACCGGCGAAUGUGGGUCAGCCCUAGACCAUGGUGUCGCUGCUGUUGGGUACGGCACAGAGAACGGCGUUGACUAUUGGCUUGUGAGGAACUCGUGGGGAAGCAACUGGGGGGAGAGUGGAUACAUCAAGAUCCAGCGAAACGUGGCAGACGCAUUUACCGGCAAGUGUGGAAUUGCAAUGGAGGCCUCUUAUCCCGUGAAGAAUAGCCAGAACCCAAGCAAGCCUUACUGGGCUUUUGAAAGCGCCGUUGAGAUGGUCAUCAGUGCUUAAAAACGUGUCCGUUGAUGGUAUGGGCCAGGCCCAAUGAUGAUGACUGGGCUGGGCUGUUGUUGUUGUUUGCUUAUUUGGAUUAAUUAAGAUGAUUGUUGUACAUAUAGCCAAUCAAAUUGCACCUCAAGAAUUGAUGAUGGGGGCAACUCAAUGUCAUUUGCUUGGACAUGUUAGUCUCAAUAUUUCACUAUGGACAUGAAUCAAAUAGAUCUGUCAUUAUCUGCCUA
Messenger RNA from Corylus avellana, 1482 nucleotides. Its product is annotated as cysteine proteinase1. Lineage: Eukaryota; Viridiplantae; Streptophyta; Magnoliopsida; Fagales; Betulaceae. The record is from RefSeq and is a predicted model, not a curated record. Gene Ontology annotation, molecular function: cysteine-type peptidase activity. Gene Ontology annotation, biological process: proteolysis.